AUGUUCACCCAUAUGUACCUAUUGGCAUUAUUGCCAAUAAUGGUCAUUCCAACCUGUUGUAUGUGAAAAUUUUUAAUUUUAGUUACUCAUGAGGAAUCAGAUCAUGUAUAUCCUACUGAAAAAGAAUAUUAUAAAUGGGAUAUCAGAAAAUUUAUAGUAGGGGAUAAUUUAACUUAUUAUUUGGAUACUCCAUCAACUCUUUUCUAACUUGAAUAACCAUUACAUAAAUUAAGUGAAAUGGAUCACAUUGCUCGUAAUAUAAAAAUAAUCGAUUUUAGCACACAUUGAAAUAAUAGCAAUAAGAGCUUAUGAUAUUCCUGAAACUGGAGCCUGGACCAACGAUUUUGCAUUUAUGGGUCAAGAUUCUGGUGAUUUUUCUUGGUGGCUUUACUAUUCAGAAGGGUAAUGAUUAAUAAAUAUAAUAUAUUAGAAAACAAGUAUAAAUGGAUUGGGCUCCUUAAUUUACAAAUGAAAUUCCAUUCGAAUAAGUGAAUAAGUAAAUUACAUGUUUGGAUCUUGAAUAUAUUGAUAGAGACACAUUUUUGGUAGAUUGUGUUGAACCAUAAGAACAAACAGGUGAUGAUCCUGUACCAGCAAAAAACUAUGUUUAUAUCAUAAAGAAGGGUGAUCCUCCUGAAAUAAAAAUAGAAUUCUCAUAUUCUAGAAAAUAUAAGACUGUUAUUGAUAGAAAGGUUUAAUAUCAUGUUUACAAUGCUUAAAAUAUUGGUGAUGAUGAAGAACCUCUCAGGAUUUUAUUAAGAGGUUAAUAUGCUUAUGGAACUCCAGGCUCAAGUAUUACAAAUUUGGAUGGAGAUUGUAUUAUUGAUUUAUUAAGAAACAAUGAUAAGAAUGAUAUUGUAGAGACCACAUAACAUUUAGAUAGAGGAUUAUUAAUACAAGAUCUAGGUAUUAAAGAAGAAGAUUAAGCAAAUUUUAAAUUUACAUUGAUUGAUUUUAAAGUAAUGCCAAAUGGUGAUAUCUAUGUAUUGGAUGCUUAUAAUGGGAUCUAUGUAUAUUAUGUAAAUUCAAAAUCUGAAUUUAAAUUUAAGAAAAAAAUAGAUAGUGGAACUGAUUUAGCUUAUGCAUUUGAUGUUAAUAAUAAAAUAGAUUUCGAAGGCAUAAAUCAUAUUCAUAUAGCAGUACUACAUUAGAAAUCAGUAGUAGAAUAUAUAGAUGGUGUUUAGAAAGGAGGAUGGUUAGAUGCAUUUGAAGCAAAACAUCCUUCAUUUAUUUUUGCAAGUCAAUAAUUUUUGAUUGUAAAUCCAGGUGGAAAUAAUUUCUAUAUAUAUAAUUCUGAUCAUUAAUACUUAAUACAUACAGAGACAUUAAUGACUAAAACCUAUUUAGUUAACCCAUAUGAACCAGAUUUAAUUGCUGUUACAACUUCAUUAACUUACAGAUAUGAAGUAGGAUAUGCAAGAAUAUCUAUCCAUUCUUAUGAAGCAACACUUGGAGAUAAUGAAUUAUAUUUUUCAGCCAUAGGAACAGAUUAAAAAAAAUGUAGUGCGUUUUUAAAAUAUUAAAUAAUAAAAGAAAAUGAUACAAAUAUUUAUGCUGUUGAUCAUGAUCCAUUUCCAUAAGUAAUGUAACAUCCAUCAGAACCAAUCGAAGUUUAGGAAUUUGCAGCAGGACCAAACUUAAUAUAUGCAAAUGGAGAUGAUUCAUAAAAAGAUCAUGUUAUUGUAGAUAUUCACACAGUUUGGGAACUCAAUGUAACUGGAUUAAUAUUCCCUACUGUAUCGGAUGUAGCUUAUGCAGAUGUAUUGAUUGAUCCUCAUUGGACUGAUAAUUAUAAAUUCUGGUUCCUUUAUUAAUUAGAAUCUAAUAAAUAAAUUGAAAUAUUUGAAUGUAUCACUUAAGACAAAUUAUCAAGAGAUGUUCAUUGUGAAGAACAUGCUAAAUUUAAAAUUCCAAAUAAAUUAGAUCCAACUAAUUCAUAAUUUGAUUGGGAUGCAGAAGAAGGAGAUGUCUUAACACUGUAAUUUAUUGAACAUGAUUAUUAAAUAUCAGUCUAUGAAAGUAGUCAUGAUUAAUCAUCUCCAUUGUUUUUUAUAAAUUAUGACUAAUUACCUGAAAAUAAGAUUACUUCAUUUACUGUAUUAAGAAAAGCUAUCUAUGUUGUUUUACCUAACAAAAAAGAAGUGGAUGCUUGGUUUGGAUUCUUCCCUACUCCUACUAAACAUAUUAUCUCUUAUUAAACAAUGAAAGAUUAAGGCUGUGAAAGAAUAUUUGAACCAAAAAGAGUCUUUGGUAAUCCUGCUCUUAAAAGUGAAUUUGUAUUGAUAUAAUCAAAAGAUUGCAUAUUCUUUGGAGAUAUGAGAAAUACCUUUACUCUGAUUAAAAUUUUUGAUAUCAUUCCUGAUGCUGAUGUUAGAGCAUAUCUUGGAAUGAAAACUAUAUUCAUUGUCUAAAAAAGUCCUACUUUAGGAUUCAGAAUUUAAGAAUACAAUUAUGAAAAAUUAAACAAUAUUUAUUUGAUGAAAGAACUACCACUUUAUGAUUAUGUCAUUCAAUCUCCAUUAACUACUGAUUUCUGCUAUUAAACUGGAUUCUUAUUUGUACGUGCUCUAGAUCCAUAGACUUAAGAAACAGUAAUCUUGGUUUAUGAAUCAGAUGUUCUCUAUUAAUUAUCAUUACAUAAAGUAGUUAAAACACAUUUAAAAAUUAAUGAUGGCCAACCAAUGAAUAUGGCUGCUGCUGGACAUGAUUAAAUGUACAUGUAUGUUAACAAUCAAGUAAAUGUAUAAAAAAUGAUUGGAUUUUUAAGAGAUGCUGUGGCUAUAUUAUAACCAUCUCAUCUUUCCAAUUAAUAUGUAACCAAUUUAAAUGCUACUGUCAAUAUUACUAAUUAAGCAGUAAUUAAACCUAAAUCUAAUAUAUACAAAAUCAAAUAUGUAAACACUUAAACUUAAAUUAACAUUAAUUAAGAUGAACUCUCUAAAUAAGAUGGACAAUUUGUAUUCUUUAAUCAAUCAACAGAUCAAUAUUUAUAAAUAAAUACUACUGGAUGGUAAUCUGGAUAAGUUAUUAAAUAUGAUGCUGAUUGUGAUUAAUGCGAAUCACAUUUAAUACAAAUUUCUUAACCAGUUUAUCAUAUUUCUGAUGGAUCAUAAUAUUAAUAACAUUUUGUAAAUGGAAUUGCUGUAGGAACUGAAAUGAUCUUUUAAACAAGUGAUUCAUUAAUCCUAUAAGAUGCUAGUGGCAAAUGGGUUGGAACACAUAAAUUGCCAGUUGGUAUUGGUGCUGAUUGCAUAUCCAUCACAGCAACUGAUGAUGGAAAAGCUGUAUUUAGUGGAUGUGUAGAAAGAGGGGUUGUUUAUAUUUAUCUAUCAUUUUGUGAUGGCAAAUCAUGCUCUUUUGCUUAACCAUAAGUUUAAAAACUUACCUCAGAUGCUUAACGUCCAUCAAAAUUGCUAUACAAAGAUGGUAUCUUAUUUAUUUUAGAUAAUAAUAAUGAUAAACCUACCUAAACUGAAGGAAAUGUUAGAGUUCACAAAGUCAACAUUAAUUUAGAAACUAAAACAUGGGAUAUAGAUUAAGGAAAGAUUAUCAAUUCAAAAUUCUUAAGUACUGAACCUAUGUUCCCAUUCUAAGCUUCAGAUUUUGAUGUUAUAAAAUAUGAUGUUGGUAAUGUUAAUUACUACAAGAUUCUGUUAUCCAGUGCUAGAUAUAGAAUAUGGUUUGUCGAUCUAUUUUGGGAUAAUGGAAAUAUUAAAUUUUCUUAACAUGAUAAAUUUGAAAUUUAUUAGUUAAUUCAAAAUAAAUUUGCAAUAGAAAGUUAGACUCAUUUUUAUUAAAUUCGAGCAGUUAAAUCAACGAAAUAAGAUAAAAAACUUUAUACAACAACUUUAAUAUCAACAAAUCUUAUGGCUACAUACGCUGUCACAUUCGUUUUUGAUAUUUCUGAUCCUACUAAUAAAGGAGCUCCUGUAGAAUAUGAUGCUAACGUUCCAUUUUUACUUGCUAAUUAUGGAACAUGGUAAUAGCUCAAUAAGCUUACACUCUUUGAAGAUCAUGUUGCUAUUGCAUAUACAAAUUCAAAAUAGAAUAUUAUCCUAGCUGCUGUUUAUUUAUUGCCAUCUAUUAAUCAUAAUGCUAUUUAAGUAGAAGACACUAAAAUUAUAACUUUAAUUGGAGGGGAACAAGAUUAGUAAAUGACAUCAAUUUCAACUUAAUUUGUAAUGAUUCUUUCAAAAGACGUACAAUUAGCUAGAGUAAUAUUAUUAUUCUAAUUUUUUUAAGCCUGUUCUUCAUACAAAUCUAGUUUUUAAUAUUGCAUAAAAAGAAAAUAUGCUUAUUAAAUAUGGAAUUAAUGAUUUCCCAAGAUUAUUCAUUUAAAAGGGAGAUUAAAUCAAAGAACAAAAAGUAUUCAUCACUGCUAGAAAUGACUAUGGAUCUGCUAAAGGAAACUUUCAUAUAACUAAAAAGAAUCCUCCUGAUCCUCCUGAUCCUCCUGGUCCCACUCCUCCUGGUCCUACUCCUCCUGAUCCAAAUGAUGAUGAUUCGUAAUUAUAUUUUAUAACACUAUAGAAAUUCAAGUAAUUGGUGGUGGAUUACUUUAAUUGUCAUUCUUGGAAUUGCUAUUCUUGGAAUUGCUGGAUAUUUUGCCUACACAAAAUUUUUCAAACAAAAAGAAAAAAGAUUAUUACAUGUUCAAUCCUAUUGAUUAUCAUAAUAUAAAUUUAAUUAUAAUUCGGGAAUGUAGCUGCUAGGGG
Paramecium sonneborni is the source of this 4715-nucleotide messenger RNA. The record is from the annotation of a GenBank genome assembly. Lineage: Eukaryota; Ciliophora; Oligohymenophorea; Peniculida; Parameciidae.